AUGAUAGAUGAAACUGAUGGCAUGUCCAACGAGACACCCAAUAAUAGAAAUUCCAAUGAUUCGAUUUCGGCGGAAACGACUACUACAAAGAAUUACCUAUCGGAUGAUGAUAUAGAGAAGAUUGCCGGUCUUCAAUUGGAUUUGGUUGUAUCCAGAGAUACGGCAAUUCAUGCUCAAGUCCGCAAACACCAAUUCAAAACAAGAUCAGCGGUAGUUUUGGAAUGGAUGGAUAUAUCGUUUGGAUAUAUAAAUGCGAUGAAGUUACUUUUUGACAAGAAUAUUUUUGCCGAUGGACGUCAGCAUGAACUUCUUGUUGAAAUUUUUAGCUACAACUACUUUGUUUUGUACUAUGUUCUAGACAGAUUUGAGUUGAACGAUGCUGAUGCACAAUUGGUGACUGAUCUUCAUAAAAUGUCUUCAAAGUUUUUGGCUGUUCCCGAGUAUAAAGAUGACCUUCAAUUAGCAACAAAGGUGUGCCGUACGAUGAUUGAAACCAAGGUCUUAGAGGCGGAUACAGCAAAACUUGACAUUGACGGUCGCACUUCUGAUAUUAAGAAAGAAAAUGCUCCAAAAAAGGACAAAGAAACAGUAAAUGACUUUUAUCCGAUAUACACAGAACGGCCAGAUGGUUCAAUUCACGAAAGAAAUAGCUUCAGUAGCAUUUCAAUUAAGGAUGUAAUUUCCUGGAAGCCAAGCCACGUAUUUAUCAUUGAUAUAAGAACAGCUGAUGAUUUCUACACUUCAGAAAUAUCCAAAGUUUUACUGUUUCCAUUAGUCAAUAUUGACCCAGGGUUGAUUCGGGAGUGUCACACAUUCUUAGACAUUUUGAAUACAGUCAAGGGGAUUAGUAUGGAUGCAUAUCGAAGAUUGAAGCAUGUCACAUCGUACAAGUAUGUUGUCUUCUACUCUAACAACAACCAAGUUGGUGACACGGAAUUGAAGUUUGACUCCAUUCUGCGAAGGCAACUCAAAACGUCUCCACCAUUCAUAUAUUGGCUAGAAGGAGGUGCUAUAGAGCUUGAAGGUUGGAUAGCGAAGUUUGAGUCUAAGCAUGAUGCUGGUCAUAGCCACAUUACAGAUUCAUUUGAAUCGUUACCGAACUCGGAUUUACAAAAUAACUUUUGGAGACAAACUCCACCUCCAAGUACAGCGAAGACUGAAUCUGCCGCAGAUUUGGAAUACUCUAGGCCUCCUCUACCAAAUCCAUUAACUGCAACCAACAUUCCUGUGCAAAAUCCCAGAAGUUUCGUAAUUCAGAGACCACAAACAGAGAGUGCUGCUUUAAACAGGACCAAUUUUGUUCCAUUGGUUCGUCUUUUUAAUUUCGGAAGCACCUGUUAUAUGAACUCUAUGAUUCAAUGCUUGUUCACAAUGCCAUACUUUCAGAAUCUUUUCAUCAAUAGAAGUAAGUUUUCCCAAAUUCUUCACACUGAGAGAUCAUCUCUUGCCUUAUCCUUUAAUCAUCUUUUCAUGGAUUUAUACAGAGCUGAUGGUUACUACAUAGUGAAACCGGUAAGAUUUGUCAAGCUUUGUGCACAGUUGAAACCAGAUUUUAGAAUUCCUUAUGAGCAGCAAGACACUUCCCAAUUCCUAUAUUUCAUAAUGGAAAAACUUCACAAUGAGUUGAAAAUCUCAGAUACGCCACAAAAUAGGGAAAUGUUCAAGACAGGUGAUCCUGAGACUGACCCAUUUGCAUUGUAUUCUUCAAGAAAAGGAUAUAUUAAAUGGCAUGACUCUUUGGUUCAGAGUGAAGGGGUCUCUCCAAUUAAUGGACUUUUCCAAAUUCAACAAGAAUCAUGUCUGCACUGUGGACGAUGUGGUUAUCAAUCUUACAACUUUGAUUACAGCUCAAUGCUUCAUCUUAACUUGAGUGGGGACGAAUACCAUUUGAGCGAUCUUAUUUUGAAGAAUCUAAAAGUUGAGGAACUCAGUGAUAGAUUUGGGAAUGCUUGGAAAUGUCCAUCAUGCGAGAAAAUGGCCAAUAGACUGUCCAACUUAGAGCAUAAAUGUACUGAAUAUACAGAAUUGGACAAUUUAGGCAGUGAGUCUGAUCAGAGCUCAAAGAGAAAGAGCUUUUUCAACCAUAGGCACAAGAAGACCAAGGAUAAGAGAAAAAAUGCACCUACUAGAAAUACUGAAUACGGCAAAUUGAAUCUGUCUGUACUUGAUCCCGAGGAGAGAACAGAGUAUGAAUCAUUGAAAUCAACACUUUCCAAGCCAAAUGUGUCUUUCAAAUCCACGGCGUUCAUAAAAUUACCAAAAGUGCUUAUAAUCUACUUAGCAAAGUUCGAUUUAUAUCAGAAGAAGCUUACGAACGUCAAUCUUCACUUUGCAAGAACGUUAAAAUUCAAACUUACGCGUGAUGGUAAGGAAAUUACUUAUCAGUACCGAUUAGGUUCAUGGAUUGAUCAUUUAGGAUCAUCCAUAUCUUCGGGUCACUAUACGGCGGUUGUGAGCCGUAACGAUGAGUGGUUCUAUUGCGAUGAUGAAAAUAUCAGUAGAUUACAGUACACUGAAAAUGAAGUGAAGGACCCAGAUGCAUAUUUAUUAUUUUAUACGUUAGUGGGUAAGUAG
Messenger RNA from Brettanomyces bruxellensis, 2574 nucleotides. RefSeq lists its product as uncharacterized. Bases 1 to 2574 code for a protein of 857 amino acids. Gene Ontology annotation, biological process: protein deubiquitination. The record is from RefSeq and is a predicted model, not a curated record. Gene Ontology annotation, molecular function: cysteine-type deubiquitinase activity. NCBI's taxonomy places the organism in Eukaryota, Fungi, Ascomycota, Pichiomycetes, Pichiales, Pichiaceae. The transcript has a single exon.